Molecule: messenger RNA, 828 nt
Organism: Punica granatum (pomegranate)
Lineage: Eukaryota; Viridiplantae; Streptophyta; Magnoliopsida; Myrtales; Lythraceae
Source: RefSeq, a predicted model, not a curated record
GCAAUAACCAAUCUUCAUCAAACUCGUCUAUCACUAUAGAGGUCCCUUAACUCAUACAAAUAGGCCGCAAGGGAGAAGAAGAGAACCGCGAUGGCCCGUGUGAUGCAAAAAAGAGCAACCUCACGAAGAAAGCUUCACAUCCCCCGAUCGCUUUCCACCUCCAAAUCAGUUAGAGGGAGCUCUAUCGUCUUGGGUGCGCUUCUUCUCUACAUUCACAAGCUCAAGCUCAAGUUAGCAGCACUUACAAGAGAUUACUGCACCCUUUACGCAACGAAUAGACAGCUUCUGAAGUAUACACGCUUACUUAAGAGUCAGGUGAGGGUUGAAAAGAUCGGGAAUGUUGCUCGGCCUUCAUUCAGGGUGAGAGUAAUGUGCGAGAAAAGGGGAGGCAGACUGGUUCCAAUCUUGGAGGCCUUCGAGAAGAUGGGUCUUAACAUUAUGCAAGCUAGUGUUUCAUGUGACCGGAUGUUUGCCAUGGAAGCCAUUGCAGUAGCAGCAGCUCAAGAACAGCCACCGGCAGCGACGGCUGUGACUCAAGCUCUCCUGGAAGCUAUAAAGUAAUGAAGGGAACAACAAGGGAACAUUUGAAUAUUGUGCUUAUAAGUCGUGUGUUGUAGUAAUGUACGAUAACCGCAUGCGGGCUGUUUGAUAUCUCUAACCCCGUUGUUCUCAUAUUUCGCCAUUUACCCUUUUCCAUUUUCAUUUGUAAACUAAGAUAUGAUCGUGACAAGAGAGACUUAUGAGCCUGGUCAACCACAGAAGAAGGAAAACUAUUGAAUGAAGCCCCAUAUUAAUGAAAAUCAAGCUCAAAAUACGUGAUCUUAAUUC